Molecule: messenger RNA, 1233 nt
Organism: Danaus chrysippus (African queen)
Lineage: Eukaryota; Metazoa; Arthropoda; Insecta; Lepidoptera; Nymphalidae
Source: the annotation of a GenBank genome assembly
AUGGGCAAACGUAAAGGGAAGUGUGUUAAAAAGAAUAAUCAAACGAAAGAAUCUUUGGAGCCGGAACAUUUGAUAAAAGCACCACAUUCAUUCGUAAUCCACCGUGGAACAUGUUCUAAGGAUCUCACAGACUUAACAAAAGACUUCAGAAAGAUCAUGGAGCCUUUUACUGCUUCACAAUUAAAGGAAAGAAAGAAAAAUACUAUAAAGGAUUUUCUGUCAGUGUCUGGAUAUUUGCAUGUUUCUCAUAUGAUGGUAUUCACUGAGACAGAACUUGGUACAUACAUGAGACUUGCUCGUCUGCCUAGAGGACCUACACUCACCUUUAGAGUACACAGUAUGGUACAAGGAAAGAUACCUAAUUUGAACAAAUGCAAGGACAUGUCAGAAUUUUUUGAUAAGGCUGCGUUAUUAUCAGAGAGUGAGUUUGAAGAUGAUGGUACUAACCAGGUUGUUUUACCACAAAAGUUAUCAAAUCGAGCUGCAGCAAUGCACACCAAGUCUGCACUUAGACUUGUAGAGCUCGGCCCGAGGAUGUCCUUGCAGCUUAUAAAGGUUGAAGACGGUCUUAUGGAUGGAGAGGUUUUGUUCCAUGAACUUAUUGAGAAAACAGAAGAAGAAAAGGCGUUGAUUAAGAAGAAACGUGAAGAGAAACGACGUUUGAAAGAGAAGAGAAAGGCACAACAAGCAGAGAAUAUUAAACGAAAGGAAAAGGAAAAAGAGGAAUUAAAACAAAAAGCGUUGGAGGGAAUUAAAAAGAAACAGGAAAUGACUGAAAAUCAAAGGUUAAUGGAGCUGGCGGCUGCGGAAACUCAGGAUAAUGAUCAGGAGGAAGAUGACGCUGAUUACUACAGACAAGAAGUGGGAGAGGAACCCGAACAAGAUCUGUUCAGUCAAAAUCCAUCAAGAAAAAGGAAAUCUGAUGAUGGAGAGGAAGCUAGAGGGUUCAAGAAAAUGAGAUUGGAUAAGAAAUUAAAAAAGAAAUAUCAAAGUGGCUCUAACAACAAUCAGGAUAGGGACGGCAAUAGAAAGUUCAAUCAAAGACAAGAUGGUGAGAGUUCAUACAAAAACAAAAGGAAAAACUUUAAUGACCAAGACAGGAACAAAUUCAAUAAAAACAGGAAUAAUCAACCUGACAGGAAUAAGAAGGUGUUUGGUGGAAAAUUUAAUAAGGCCAACAAACCUGGCAAAAAACAAAAAGGUGGCAAAGGAAAAGGGAAAUCCCGAAAAUAA